AUGGCGCUCCGCAGCCUGCAGGCGGCAGAGCGCCCGGCGGCCCGAGGAGCCUCCUUCGCCUCCUCUGUCUUCAACCUGAUGAACGCCAUCAUGGGCAGUGGGAUCCUGGGCCUUGCCUACGUGAUGGCCAGCACAGGAAUAGUCUUAUUUUGCGUCCUGCUGGUGCUGGUGUCCAGCCUGGCUGCGUUCUCCAUACACCUCCUCCUGAAGCUCUGCGACCAAACCGGUAUUAAUUCAUACGAAGAUCUGGGAGCGAAAGCUCUGCAGAAACCAGGGAAAGUCCUGGUUGGAACUGCAAUCCUCCUCCAAACAUCGGCGGUGACCAUGUCAUCCUACUUGUUUAUCUUGAAGUUGGAGCUUCCUGCUGCCAUCAGCGGCUUUCUGAGCCCGGACAGCCCAGGAGGUGCCUGGUAUGAAAAUGGCAGAAUCCUUGUGGUCCUCAUCGCAGUCCUCAUCAUACUUCCUCUGUCCCUGCUGCCCAAAAUCGGCUUCCUGAGCUACACCAGCAGUCUGUCCUUUUUCUUUAUGCUCUACUUUGCGGUUGUGAUUGUGGUGAAGAAGUGGUCCAUCCCCUGUCCCCUGCCGCACAACGUGACCACACCGUCAGGUGCUUUCCAGAUAUCAAAUUCCUCCGACCCAGAAUGCACGGCCGAACUGUUCGUCGUCUCCCGUCAGAGCGCCUACGCCAUCCCCACCUUGGCCUUCUUCCUGUGCCACACGGGUCUGCCAAUCUACUGCGAGCUGGACGGUCAGCCGACCAAAGCCAGGAUGCAGAAAGUUUCCAUUGUCAGUAUUAGCCUCAGCUUCCUGCUGUACCUCAUCUCUGCCCUGUUUGGCUACCUCACUUUCUACGCCCAUGUGACCUCUGACCUGCUGGUGGGAUACGAUGACUAUUUGAAACAGGACAUCAUGGUGUCGACCGUCCGGCUGGCCAUCCUCCUGGCUGUGCUGCUGACUGUGCCACUCAUACAUUUCCCAGCCCGUAAAGCUGUGAUUUCGGUGCUCUGUGGAGAUCGGCCCUUCUCCUGGCUGACCCACGUCGCCGCCACGCUCUGCAUCCUGACCGUGGUGCUGCUGCUCGCCAUCUUUGUGCCGAACAUCAGGGACCUGUUUGGAGUCAUAGGAUCAACAACAGCCAGCUGCCUGCUGUUUGUUUUUCCGGGCAUCUUCUACCUCAAGAUCAGCCGCCAGCCGCUCAGAUCUGUUGACUCCGUCGGGGCUGUUCUUCUCGUGGUCUUCGGCCUGAUUAUGGGCGUCAUCAGUUUCUCUGUCAUUGUCAUCACAUGGGUAAAGAGCUCCUAACCUCGCCUGGGCCUCUUUCCUCCAAUCAAGAGCAAGAGCAAAGAAAGGGAACCAUGUGUCAAAGAAACCUAAUACGGAGUACAGAGAAGGGAAGAGAUAAAUGUUCACCAGCGUCUCCUCAGGCACGCCUUUUAUGCCAAAGUUGUUCUCAACACUAUAUCAGUGUUUUUUGUUUUCACCAGUUCUUCUAAAUGAUCUCUGCAUUGAUUUGUAAGCUGGAGUACAUUCAGUUUUCAUGCACUUUAUGCAAAAAAAAACACAUGAACAUGUGGGUGAAGCCUCACAACCAAAACUAUGUACUGUUUACUGCUUUUUAAAAGGAAUGUUUUGUGAUUUCCACAACUUUGGUUUCAUAAUAUAUUUUAUUUUCUGUGACUGUAGAUGCUUAUGAAGUACUUUGAAUCUCUCUUUUUAUUGGUUGUUCAUUUCCUUCUCAUAGCACAGGAGAAACUGCUUUUUAUUUGUCCGUCAGCUCUAUAAAAGCUGAGAAAUCUGUUUUUAAAUGUUAAUUACAGUGAAAGUAUAUCAUGUGGUUUGUAUUGCACAAUGAUAAAAUGGCUGUUUUUGAGUUACUGGCUUUGUGUUUAUAAGAAAAUAACACGUCACUUUGCACUUUCCACCACAGAAACGUCUUUAUCGGUGUGGAGGGAAGCUGAUCAGUCAGAUGUCCGUGUGUUUGACUGGCAGGGCCGCUCCAUGCUUUCAGUCUGCAGCUAACUGAAGCCACAUGCUCUGUACGUUUCUAAUCAUGAUGCUGUUUAGAUUGUCUCCAUGCUGCCUCUGGAAACCACCGCCACCCCACUGCUGCUUUUAAUCUAAGGAAUUAGGCAGGUCCGCCCGCCGUCCCUGCAGAAAGCAGUGGCUGCCCAGUUUUCACGCCCCCUCCCUCCCUCCCUCCCGCUCACCCGCCCGGCUUUAAAGAAGGCUCUGAAGCAGAGGAAAUAUCCCCGGCCCACAUGGAUCCUUCCAGAAAGAAAAGAGACUGUAGGUGCAGUCAGAGCCGGCCGCUUUUUCAGCUUUCACAUGUUAGACUGCAGUGAAUGUGCCAAUAAGCCGUCCGGCAAUCUUUUAUAUCGUUUUGUCUGACUUGACAUGACAGGAGGCUGCAGGAAGCUGAAUAAUCCCCAGCUCACUGCAGACCAAGGACCAGUGACCCUCAAAUAAUGUGUGGAAGCCCAGCAGCGUCGGGAAAACAUGCAAACUCCACACAGUUCAAACCCAGGGUGUCCUCCCUGUGAGGGAAGAGUGCUAACCACUGCACCACCAUGUGGUUACCAUUAUAACCAGAAAAUGUCCCAUUUCAAGUCAUGCAUGGCAAAAUCUACUUCAAAAACCACUUUCUCAAAUAUUUAUUUGUGCAAUUUCGACAAAAUCAGAAUAAGAUGCUGGUAUUAAAUAAGGAAUACCAAAACAACAUGAAGAAAUGCUCUUUCUUUCUAACGUUUCAUUAA
Messenger RNA from Salarias fasciatus (jewelled blenny), 2753 nucleotides. It is a transcript of the gene slc38a6, whose product is annotated as solute carrier family 38 member 6. Lineage: Eukaryota; Metazoa; Chordata; Actinopteri; Blenniiformes; Blenniidae. The record is from RefSeq and is a predicted model, not a curated record. Gene Ontology annotation, molecular function: L-glutamine transmembrane transporter activity. Gene Ontology annotation, cellular component: plasma membrane. Gene Ontology annotation, biological process: L-glutamine transport; amino acid transmembrane transport.